This is a messenger RNA of Globicephala melas (long-finned pilot whale), 1896 nucleotides long. Its product is annotated as sperm head and tail associated protein-like. Lineage: Eukaryota; Metazoa; Chordata; Mammalia; Artiodactyla; Delphinidae. The record is from RefSeq and is a predicted model, not a curated record.
AUGACCUCUUAUACUCCUUUCCUCCUAAACCUUCCAGCCCAGCCUCUCUCACCCCAGGAAGGCCCUUACUUUGACCAACACACUUAUCGCUGUUACUGUGGUGGAUACCAUUCAGCCCCAGUGACCAACCCGGUGACCUCCCCUCCCCUCACUCAUGUGCCUUUGGAAACUGGCCCCAUGAUUUCACCUUCCAUCGCUGCUGGGACCCAGGGAACUUGCCCCAUAAUUUCACCUUCUCUUACUCAUAGGCCCCUGGGAACUGGCCUCAUAAUUUCACCUCCUCAUGCUCACUGGCCCAUGGAAACUAGACCUAUAAUUUCCCCACCCCUUUCUCACAGGGUUUUGGAAACUGGGCCCAUGACCUCUACUCUGCUCUCUUCCUGGUCCUCAGGGAGGAGUUAUAAUUAUCCUCCUCUUUCCCCAACAUCUUCCCCACCCACUGGCAGCUUUUACCAUGGCCACGUUAAGCAUCCAGACGCUUGUGAACCUAAACCACAGCUUGACCCCCCUCCUCGGAAAAAUUACUGUGGCUCCCCACUUUCUUCUCAGGCAGGUACAUCUUGUCCCAGCUCACCUCAGGAGGGCUCUUAUCACUAUUCCCAUCUUCCCCCAGAUGCCAGCAUACCUGCCGCUGGGAGCCCUUACUGUGCCAUCCGCCUACCCCCUGGGAGUACUGGCUCUCCUUGCUCGCCCCAGUCCCAGGUUUCCAGGAAGCCUUGCUUUGAGUCCAUUUACUCUUGGGAGACUGGUGGGAGCUCUUAUGUCUGCAUAACCUCAGGCACUACAAUUUCUGGUCCACCCUGUCCCCAGGAACCACCUCGUCCUCUGUCCUCCCACUGUCCUUGUUCUGCCUUCUUUCCUUCACCUCCAGGCAACCAGUUUAUGUCUCCACUCCAGGCACCCCACUGCAGAGGCUAUAAGGAAGCCCCUCUCCCUAUCCCAGUUUGCCCCCAAGCUAAGUCUCCCAAAUCCUCAGAGUUAAAACAGCCAUGUGCUCCUCACAGAUGUCACUUCCUGGUCACCCAGCACACUCCUCCUGACCGGCCCAUGUCGCCUAAGGCCAGCACCUCUCCACCUCCCUCCUGCCCUUCUGGUCUCUCCGGUCCUUCUUGUAUGGUGACAUCCAUCACAACUUGCUCAAAUUCCUGCACCAAAGAACUUCCCCAAGGGACUACCACACCUACUGUGGUCCCUAGAACCCUCAAAACAGUUAUCCCCACUUCCCUUCCCCUUCGCCUUCCUUGUGAUCCUGUCUUACCCAAUAGUUAUGCUCAGACCAGCCCCCGAGGACCCCCCAUUGGACCCCUCUGCAGUACCCAUGUGUAUUCUGUGGUUUCCCCCACCUGCCGCAAUCCCUGCCUACUCUUUGGUUCCCUCAAUCAAUCCACAGGUCCCCUUCAGUGUCAUAACCAGCCCGUGGUGCCCUGCUGUGGCACCUAUAGCACUCCCAGGGGCCCAUUCCAACCUCAUCGCCAGCCUGUGGUGCCUCCUUGUUCUAUGCAUAUCUAUUCUUUUAUCCCUUUGAGAACACCCCUUGACCCCCCAAAUUUACCGAUUGCCCCCCGAGCCUGGGGCCAUCUUGAUACUAUGCCCUGUGGCCUCCAUGUCUACUCUGUGGUUUCUCGAGACUGCCGCAAGGAGUCUCCCCAGAUCCCCUACAGCUGUCCUUUGUCUUCAUCCAAGAAUUCCAGCUGUAGCACUAAUGCCAACUGUAGUUUGACUGUUGUUGUUAGUGAAUGCCAGAGUAGUGACAGCCAGAGCACCCUCCAAAGCACAAGUUGGAGCCAGAGUGAGAGUACCCAUAGCCCUAGCACAAAUUGGAGUCAAAGAAAGAGUUUCCAUCUUAGUAAAAGUCUGAAUGGGAGCCAUGUCUACUUCUGUGCUCUUCAAGCCUGA